AUGAACGUCGCUGACGAUGCUACCAAGUGGGGCAAUGGUCCCAAUUUCUGUUCCACCAGUAGAUGGUUCGUAGGACCCGAAUUCUUAUACAGUCCGGAGGAUGAAUGGCCAAACCGAAAACCGAAUGUAGCAGAGACGCCUGAAGAAAUCCGAUCGGUUCAUAUUCAUCGCGGGACCAACAGUGUACAGCUGGUUGACUUUUCUAAGUUUUCGUCGUUCGAACGCCUCGUCAAAGUAUUCGCCUACAUCCACAACUUCAUCGAUCGUUAUCGUCCUGUUAGAGUCAACAGCGAUUCUGAAGUGGUACCUACGCAGAAAGAUUACGAAGCCGCAGAAAUAUCGAUAUUCCGGAAAGUGCAGAGCUCGGCGUUUCCCGAUGUAGUAGAAGCUCUUCUAAAAAUAACCGAUCUUCCUGAAGCAUGCAAAAAGAUUCCGAAAUCAAGUUCGUUAGCUAAAUUGUCGGUUGUAGUGGACGAAAAUGGCAUUUUGCGGGCCUCAAGCAGGAUCAACUCUCUGUAUUACUCUGACGAUUUCCGGAACCCGAUAAUACUUCCAAGAUCUGACCAUGUGACAGCACUAAUCGUUUUGAGAUAUCACCAACGUUACGGCCACGCCAACACAGAAACAGUUUUAAACGAACUCCAGCAGCUAUUCUACAUUCCGAAGUUCCGUGCCACAGUGAAGUCCAUUUUGAAAACCUGUAUGUGGUGCCGCGUCUACCGAGCCAAGCCUGACGUUCCAAAGAUGGCUCCGUUACCGCAUCCUCGAGUGAAGCCGUAUGUACGACCGUUUACGUUUACCGGCCUGGACUACUUCGGCCCACUGACGGUCAAAAGGGCGCGAAGCUCGGUGAAACGCUGGGUAUGUCUGUUUACCUGCCUCAGCGUCAGGGCAAUACAUCUCGAGGUCGUCUAUUCGCUGUCGACGGAUUCGUGCAUCAGAGCAGUUCGCAGGUUCGUAGCCAAAAGAGGUCCAUCCCAACACUUCUUCAGCGACAACGGCACAAAUUUUCGCGGGGCGUCGAGAGAGCUUAUCAACGAAGUCAAAGCCAUCAACCAGUGUGCAGCGAGGACCUUCACUAAUGCUUCCACCGAAUGGCAUUUCAAUCCCCCCUCGACCCCCCACAUGGGAGGGGUCUGGGAGCGCAAAGUAAGAUCGGUCAAAGAUGCACUGAAAACCAUAGCUCCUCGCAGCCCACUUGACGACGAAGAACUGAUGACCCUUUUGGCUGAGGUCGAGAUGAUAGUGAAUUCACACCCGUUAACAUUCGUUCCACUUGAUUCACCAAAUGCUGAAGUGCUCACACCGAACAGUUUCCUGUUGAUGAGUUCAAGCGGAAGUAAUGCAGCGAAAGUGCCGAUAGAUGAACCGACGGCGCUGAACACGAACUGGAAGGCGAUGGAUUACAUGCUGGAUCAAUUUUGGAAGCGGUGGAUUGCGAGUUAUCUUCCAACCAUAGCGCCUCGUACCAAGUGGUUUCAUGAUGUGAGACCCCUACGUGAAGGAGACCUAGUGGUGAUAGUCGACGAAAGCGUUCGGAACGGCUGGCUUCGUGGAAGAGUGUUGAAGACGUUUCCUGGAGAAGAUGGACAAGUUCGGCAGGUCGACGUAGCUACCAGUACAGGGAUUCUUCGCCGUGGGGUAGUUAAGGUUGCAUUGCUAGAUGUAUGUGAAGGUAAAGCCCCCUAA
Uranotaenia lowii is the source of this 1689-nucleotide messenger RNA. RefSeq lists its product as uncharacterized. Gene Ontology annotation, molecular function: nucleic acid binding. Gene Ontology annotation, biological process: DNA integration. Lineage: Eukaryota; Metazoa; Arthropoda; Insecta; Diptera; Culicidae. The transcript has a single exon. The record is from RefSeq and is a predicted model, not a curated record. The coding region runs from base 1 to 1689 and encodes 562 amino acids.